Messenger RNA from Tetrahymena thermophila SB210, 1302 nucleotides. RefSeq names its product zinc finger, C3HC4 type (RING finger) protein. Gene Ontology annotation, biological process: ubiquitin-dependent protein catabolic process. Gene Ontology annotation, molecular function: ubiquitin protein ligase activity. The transcript has a single exon. NCBI's taxonomy places the organism in Eukaryota, Ciliophora, Oligohymenophorea, Hymenostomatida, Tetrahymenidae. The record is from RefSeq and is a predicted model, not a curated record.
AUGAUUGAUCAUAAUAGCCAUUUAUAAUUGGAAAUAAAUAGAAGACAAAAUCAAAGAGAGUAUGAAGAAGGGAUGAGUAAUUUCAAGGAAGAGUAAAUUUAAGCUACAAUCUCAGACAGAGAAUAAAUAAUUAAGCACUUUAAAAUAGUUAUUAAUAUCGAAAAAUCUUACUUAUUUCAUGCAUCAUUAAGCAUUAUCUUGUGCGUUAUGAUUUAAUUUGGUUUCCUGUAAAAUGAAAAUGUUUCUUAAAAUAAUUUGACUAUCACUAAUGAAUAAUAGCAAAAUCAGUUAAUUAUGCCAAAGGAUCCCCUAUCAGGAAUUAUUGACUUCUAUGUAGUUUCUCUUAUUUAGAAUGCUGUAUACAUUUAUAUGCUAUACAAGAUCAUAGGAGAAGAUAGACAAUUGUUAAAUGUAAUGAAGCACAUACUUUAAUAAGAAAAGGAUGAAAUUAUAAAACAAUCAGCUAAAGAUGAUUCUCUAAAAAAAUAAUUUGAUCAAGAAAUAUAGAAUAGUGCAGGCUUGCUUGAAAAUUAGGCAUUACAUCAAAAUGAUGAGAGAUUAAUUUCUACUCUUUCCAUAAUAGAUUCUCUUUUACAAGAAAAUUUUAUUAUUUAAAGAAGAAACAGAGUUAGUCGCUCAUCAAAAGAAAAGAAAAGUCACAAGCCAUCAUACUUAAAGAAAUGUGAAGAUUCUUCUUAGAAAGAGGAUUAACAUUUGCUCAAAGUAAAAAACGACUUAUUUUAAUUUGAACAAGGAAUCAUUCACCACAGAGUUAAUUCUAAAAAGGACCACAUCACUCUAUUUAAUGUACUAGAAAACAAUACUGAAACAUAAAACUUUGGAUCCAAGUUAUUUAUUACAGCAACUUCUGUUAUCAUUUACGUUUAUAAUAUUGCAUAAAUCAAUACAAAUUAUUUAAAUCCAGAAUACGAGCUAGGAGUAUUAUUAUUCUUAGGUAUCCCAGCUUUAGCCAUGAUUUUACCAUUCUGCUUUGUUUUGCUUACUCUUGCCACAAGUGUAGUUUUCCUUUUAAUAUAUGGCGUUAGCAUUCUUUUGUUACUAACUUAUUCUGUCAUUUCUAAAUAACUUUUCUACCUAAUAAAAAUUGGAUAAUUGCGUUCCACUGCUGUUAAAAGUUUACCUCAUUUAAUAGGUUAAACUUGUUCAAUCUGCUUAUUUGAAUACGAAAAUGAAGCAGAAAAAGUUUCUUAUCUUAAAUGCAACCACGCCUUUCAUUAUGAAUGCAUUAAAUUAUGGAUGUAGGAGAAAGAUGACUGUCCUAUGUGCAGAAAAAAACAAUGA